Lolium rigidum is the source of this 1251-nucleotide messenger RNA. RefSeq lists its product as uncharacterized. NCBI's taxonomy places the organism in Eukaryota, Viridiplantae, Streptophyta, Magnoliopsida, Poales, Poaceae. The coding region runs from base 193 to 1251 and encodes 352 amino acids. The transcript is spliced from 5 exons. The record is from RefSeq and is a predicted model, not a curated record.
UCAGCGAGGAGAAAAUAUAUAUGUGAUGAAGAUGAAGACGAAGGUGAUAUUAGUGGCGAUGAACAUAAUCUUAUUAUUGGUGAUAAUCAUAAUACUGCUGGCGCUGAAGAUGGUAUAGGUGGAUCGAUAGCACAAACUGCUAUUGUGGAGUUAUAUGGAUCGCUGCCCAUUGAUGAACCCAUUUGGAGUGGAAUGUUGAAGAUAGGAGGUGAGGGUUAUGUCCCAUUAGAAGCACAUUUGUUGGCUAAAUCUUGCGAAAAAGUAUGGGAAUGCUCGAGAUCUUUGCAAAACAUGGUUGAAGUAGCAAAGAUUCCUAGGUUGGAUGCUGAACCCAAGUGCUUUAGGGUAUCAAGGCCAACUGAGGACAACAUUGGCCUGUAUUUCUUUCCACAAGAAAUGAGGCCAAAUGAGGGUUUCGAUAAGCUAGUCAAGGAAGUCAUGGACAAAAAUUUGAUCCUACGAGCUUAUGUCGAUGAAGCCGAGAUGUUGAUAUUUCCUUCUAUUUUGCUACCGGAGCGGCAUCAAACCUUUCAAGGGAAACACUACCUAUGGGGUAUGUUCAAACGCAGAGAGGAUAUGGUCAAUGCAGAAGGAGAACAGACCAUGCGUGGUACACGCACAGGGAAUGGGAGGCAGCAUUGCUCACGUCCUUGUGUGGGCAAAAAGGAUGUGAACAAAGGCGCUAGGACAAGCUCCUUGGCUAGACCGAACGAGUCGACACCUUCGGCUGAGCGCUGUGUGGCCGAAGCUGCUACUCCGGCUCCUGCCGCCGGUGCUGCCACGUCUAAUGCACCAAGUCGCCGGGCUGAACACGCUGCCGACGUAGUUGCCGAGCCGGUUCCUGCCGCCACGUCUCAUGAAGCAAGCUUGAUGCGUCCGGCUGAACCCGUUGCCGCCGACGUUACCGCAACAGCUCCUGCCGCCAGCGCUGCCUCGUCUCAUGAACCAAGCUCGUCAGUUCCUCAAAGAGGUAUAUACGGAUUCAUUGCUCCAUCAGAAAAUCAGAAGAUUCAUCAGCUCAUUCAAGAGCUGGAACGCGAAGGCGCUGUGGUAAUCUUCAUGCGCGGGGAGACAAUAGGAUGCGGCGUGGGUUGUGUAGAGGGAGGACGAGGUGCUCCACGGCAGGGCCGGUUGCUCGGCUCGAUCUGGCCGGCGAGGUGCAGAGGGUGGCCGCAGGGCGAGGAAAGGCAUGGGGAUGCCGAGCUCGAGCUCUGCUCGAUGGGGCAGCAUGCGGCGGGGGACGCGGCCUGA